Messenger RNA from Fopius arisanus, 696 nucleotides. RefSeq lists its product as uncharacterized. Lineage: Eukaryota; Metazoa; Arthropoda; Insecta; Hymenoptera; Braconidae. Bases 51 to 602 code for a protein of 183 amino acids. The record is from RefSeq and is a predicted model, not a curated record. The transcript is spliced from 4 exons.
AGUCCUCAGGUUUUUUCAAGUCAUCACAAUCCAGAAAACUCCAUUCAGAUAUGAUGAACACUAUCCAACUACUCCUGCUUGUCUGCUUUUGGACAGGGCAGUCAAAUGCUGUCAAUCACCAUCAAUGCGAAAUAAUACGAAGUGUGGAUAGUAGUGAAGCCUCUGUCGUGAUUCCAAGCAACCCCUGGGUGCAAGGACAAAACAAGGGUGAAUUCUGGUACAACUCUGUCAAUUGGGUGCAAAAAGGAAAUGGCCCUUUUACGAUGACUUAUAAGGUAGAAAAAUGGACUGACGCUUUAUUCGGAGGAGGUAGUUGGACUCGUUACACUGAGGGUACAGCAAAUCUCUGUCGCGCACCAGGAAAUAAUGAACCUGGCGCAUGGUCAAAGUUUGCACGAGAUCUUUUAGGAAUGAGUCAUUGUCCAGUAGCACCGGGAGUAAAAUCAGUCACCCCAGGACUUCUUAGCACUUAUCAAUGUAGGAAUAUGGUUUUCUAUUACGGAGUUGAUACUAAUAAAUAUAAGUACAGAGCUUUCGUUACUGUGAAAGAUGCUAGGGGAUAUGAACUAUUGUACGCCCACGUCGUCCUCCCAAUACGUUAAACCUAUUACAAUUUCUGUAAUAUGUAAUAAUAAUAACUUAGCGAUGGUUAAAUACAUUUGAGAAUGACUGCGGAGAAAAAGAUGAUCUAUCGAA